CCCAGCCUUCCCGGACUCAGAAGUUCUCUCAGGGAUCCGCCGCGGUGCACUUCUACUCGAGACAGUGUCAGCGCUCGGGCGGGGAGCCUGAGUGGCGGCGGGCGGGAUGAGCGCGGCGCGGACGCUGCGGGUGCCGGGCCGCCACGGCUAUGCCGCCGAGUUCUCUCCGUACCUGCCGGGCCGCCUGGCCUGUGCCGCGGCGCAGCACUACGGCAUCGCGGGCUGUGGAACCCUAUUAGUAUUGGAUCAAAAUGAAUCUGGACUUCAGAUUUUUAGAAGCUUUGAUUGGAAUGACGGCUUGUUUGAUGUUACCUGGAGUGAAAACAAUGAACAUGUCCUUGUCACCUGUAGCGGUGAUGGCUCACUACAGCUCUGGGACACUGGCAAACCCACAGGGCCUCUUCAAGUCUAUAAAGAGCACACUCAGGAGGUGUAUAGUGUUGAUUGGAGCCAGACCAGAGGUGAACAACUUGUAGUGUCCGGCUCGUGGGAUCAGACUGUUAAAGUGUGGGAUCCAACUGUUGGAAAUUCUCUGUGUACCUUUAGAGGCCAUGAGAGUGUCAUUUACAGUACAAUCUGGUCUCCCCACAUCCCUGGUUGUUUUGCUUCAGCUUCAGGUGAUCAGACUCUGAGGAUUUGGGAUGUGAAGACCACAGGAGUCCGUGUUGUGAUUCCAGCACAUCAGACAGAAAUCCUGAGCUGUGACUGGUGUAAAUACAAUGAGAACUUGGUGGUGACAGGCGCAGUUGACUGUAGCUUGAGAGGCUGGGACUUAAGGAAUGUGCGACAGCCUGUCUUUGAACUUCUCGGUCACACGUAUGCUAUUAGGAGGGUGAAAUUUUCACCGUUUCAUGCCUCUGUGCUGGCCUCUUGUUCCUAUGAUUUCACUGUAAGAUUCUGGAAUUUUUCAAAGCCUGAUCCGCUUCUGGAAACAGUGGAGCAUCACACAGAGUUUACUUGUGGCUUAGACCUAAGUCUCCAGAGUCCCACUGAGGUAGCUGACUGUUCCUGGGAUGAAACCAUAAAGAUCUAUGACCCUGUUUGUCUCGCGGUUCCUGGUUAAGACACGCUGCUCUAGUCAAAAAACAGAUAGUGACUGAUGGUCUACUUAGCAUCAGAACAUUAACUACUGAUAGAAUUAGGCCUUUAUAUGUACUGUAUAUAAGAGUUCAGAAUUCUUAGACUUACAGGGAAAUCAGUUUUGAGGUAUCUGAUAAAGACAUUGUAUCAUAUUGUAAUCCUGGUACAUAAGCCAUGUUUUCUGAAAUCCUAAAGAAUAAUUGUUGUUAUAAUAUAUCUUGUAAUGUCUAUUAAAAUGUUAUCUCUGUAUUGUAAAAUGACAUAAAAUAUGGGAGGUUAGGAGAUUACAUGGGCAGUAAUAUAUUUUAUUAUUAAUUUGUCAUUUUGGAUAUAAAAUAAAACCACUCCUGUUGAUAAAAAUCAAAAUAAGCUGCCUUGAUCAUAUAUCAUUUAUGACAUGUCAAUGAGGUUGCCUUUUAAAAAUGUACUAUGUUUAUGGAUAUAAUUUUAAUUUAAUGUAGAUGCAGCUGAUGUUCAUAAAUAAAUGCUGGCAUAGAUUUAAGUUACUCAGAAGUUAUCUGUUGAGUGUCACAUGUACCUGCCAUAUUCUCUCAGGAAUGCUGAGCUGUUAGCUGUACAGUGCUGUGAUUAAGUUUGUUUUCAAUGCCUUGUAUUCACACCCUCUUAGGUACUGGACCCAGGACUUGUCUCUCUUAGCUAGGCAUGGUUUCACACAUCUAUAAUCCCUUGGGAAGCAGAGGCAGGAGGAUUGCAAGUCUUGGGCCAGUCUAGGCUACCAAAUGAGACCUUGUCCAUUCCCUAUCCAAAGUAAAUAAAUUAAUUAAAUAAUUUAAAAAUGACUUAAAAAAAAGCUUUUGGUCCUACUAAGGCUUCUAGUUAUAGCCCUUUAAAGUGGAUUUAACUUAUACUUUUUAAGCAUUUAAUGAAAAAUUAUAAAUAUUGACUGGAAAAUGUUAAAGUAGAAAAAUUAGUAAGACAAAACAUUUUGUAUAGCACUUAUUUUGUAUGUCAAGUAUGCUUUAUAUAAAUGGCAAAAAUUGUAAUUCUUAAGCUUUUGAGAAUGUUAA
Messenger RNA from Grammomys surdaster, 2108 nucleotides. It is a transcript of the gene Pex7, whose product is annotated as peroxisomal biogenesis factor 7. Gene Ontology annotation, molecular function: protein binding. The record is from RefSeq and is a predicted model, not a curated record. Bases 107 to 1063 code for a protein of 318 amino acids. Gene Ontology annotation, cellular component: cytosol; peroxisomal matrix. Gene Ontology annotation, biological process: protein import into peroxisome matrix. Lineage: Eukaryota; Metazoa; Chordata; Mammalia; Rodentia; Muridae. The transcript is spliced from 10 exons.